CUUGGCCUCCGGCCGUUCGGCCGCCGCGGCGCGGCCGCCCGGGCACCCCGCAAUGGCCGCCCUCGCGCGCGCCUCGGUGCUGCUGGCGGCGUUGCUGCCCGACUCCACGAGGGCUGGCGCGCCAGCCGCGGGGGAGCUGCUGGCCGAGAAGGACGGUGGCGAGUGCGCCGCCGCCAUGCGGGUGGAGCUCCUGCAGAGGUCCACCGCCACCGUCGUGCAGGACUCGAGCUCGGGCAGGGGAGCCGCCGGGACCUCCCCCGGCGAGAGCUGCGCCAAGGUCCGGGAGGCCCUCGGCACGACGCAGCAGGCGAUCUUCGCGGACAUGGCCGACGGCGACAAGAAGCUCGUGGCGUUCUCGGGGUCCACGAUGACGAUCACUCCCAGUGGCAGCGACGAGAGCUGGAUCGUGAGCGCCGACCUGGACCUCGAAUUCUGCACCGCCAGCGUCGAUUUCAACGUGCCCGGCAAGCCGAAUCCCCCAUCAGUCGCGCUCCUUGCUACUCUAUGGGGCCAAACGGCGCGGGGACCCACCGGGCAGCUGUGGAAGCUACUCGUCGAGUUCACCGACCCCAGCGGCACUCUGGCAGAUGCAGGCCUCCCCCUCAACCACUGGGUGCAGUUUGGAGCCGCCGCGCCCUGGUCGUGA
Messenger RNA from Prorocentrum cordatum, 646 nucleotides. NCBI's taxonomy places the organism in Eukaryota, Dinophyceae, Prorocentrales, Prorocentraceae. The record is from the annotation of a GenBank genome assembly.